Messenger RNA from Lecanosticta acicola, 3390 nucleotides. Lineage: Eukaryota; Fungi; Ascomycota; Dothideomycetes; Mycosphaerellales; Mycosphaerellaceae. The record is from the annotation of a GenBank genome assembly.
AUGAGAGACUCGCUAUAUACCAGGAUCCACGCUCGCGAGCUCAACGAUCCGGCAGUGCGCUCGAAGAGCUACCGAAAGUUAUACACCGACCGACGUCUUAUCGACGACUUGGACAUUGUAAAUGAGCUGGAUGGACACUCAGGGUGCGUGAACGCUCUGUCAUGGAGUAAAUCUGGUAACCUGCUCGCAUCAGGCUCAGACGAUCAGCAUCUGAACAUUCACACUUACCAGCCGGAGAGUACGACGAACCAGUUCCAACUCACUGCCACUGUCGCCACAGGCCACACCCAGAACAUCUUUUCGGUCAAGUUUAUGCCCCAUAGCAAUGACCGAACAGUCAUAACAGCUGCAGGAGAUGCGCAAGUAAGGAUAUUUGACUUGGAAUACGCCGGAGCAGCUGGAUCGGCAUCCUUUGCGUUGGUCAACGCUUCAGAAGGACGAAGAAGAGGUAGGAACAAUAUGUACAAUGGCGUGAGGUAUCUCAGCGACGGCGAUACCAAUACACGCGUAUACAAGAGCCAUGGAGAUAGAGUGAAGCGUAUUGUUACGGAGUCCUCUCCGUACCUCUUCUUGACUUGCUCAGAGGAUGGCGAAGUAAGGCAGUGGGAUCUACGGCAACCAUCUUCAGCAUAUCCGGAGUCUCGUGGCUCUCGAUUGAGCUCGGAUUCUUCUGUACCAACGCCUCUGAUAUCGUACAAGCGCUACAGCCUCGACCUCAAUACCAUCUCAUGCUCCGCCAGCCAGCCGCACUACAUAGCCCUUGGUGGAGCUCACCUCCACGCUUUCUUGCACGAUCGUCGGAUGACAGGAAGAGACAGAUUGAGAGAAAUGGGAAGAGCAUUGUCGCCGAUCGGCCAGAUGUCGGCGGAGGAGCAAGAGAUCAUGUCACAGGCAACACAGUGCGUGAGGAAGUUCGCACCAAAAGGGCAGAGGAGGAUGAAACGGGCGGACAACGGUCAUAUCACGGCAUGCAAGAUUAGUGAUGCCAGACCUGACGAGAUGAUUGUCAGCUGGAGCGGAGAUCAUAUCUACAGUUUCGACCUUGUGAGGGACCUGCCAGACGAAGAGGAGACCACCGGUGCGCUAAAUAGUCACCGAGCGAAGGAGAGCAGGGAUCGAAAGCGCAAGCGGAAAAACAAUGGAAGCGAAGCAUCGCUGGCUCAAGAUACUCGAGCCUCUUCAAAACCACGAACAGGUGCUACCUCGUCUGAUGCAGCCUUGAGGAUACGGUAUCAGAACGGCCAGAGCGAGGACAUUCCUAUUCCACCUCGGAGCCAGGCGCUCACGGAGAAGCAGAGAGACGCACAGCGGAUCGCAAAAGCAACUGUGAACAUCCGGUCAUCUUUGUUCGGACAAGGAGAGGAGGGGUCCGAUCCAUCUGCGCAGUUCACUUCUGCAUUGGGCCAUGCCGCGAGUAUACUCGGUGACAUAGAUGAGACGAUGAGGAGCUGGGGCUACCCCAUGGAGCCUGAAGUGGACCAAGUCUAUGUCCAGCAGACUCUCAGGCGCCUUCGGGAACGGACAAGGAGAUUCGUGCAGGCAGCCGGCACGGUCGCUCGCGUACUUGGCGGCAAAUUGCAGACCCCAUCAGGCUACAGCCCAUUAAUGGCUCAGUUUAGUACGAUCGAAGUCAGAAGCAACGAUCUGGUCAUGCCGAUGCGAGAAAUGUUCUUUUACGACUUCCUCAAGGCGAUACUUCUGUGGCUAGACUCUGGUAUUGGCCGCCUGAUUGAAGGCUUUACCCGCCCGAGCGAUAUGCCGCAGGGUGCGAAAGCUGCUGGCAGCCUACCCAUACCUGAGGCUGAAGCUUCGUCUGACGCAAUCGACGAGUUCCUGAUACCGUACCUACUCAACUGGGCGGGAGACGAUCCCAUUUUCAACGUGGAGGCCAAUAGAUUUGAGACAGAUGAGAGCCAACAGCUCUUUCGGUCGCAAAAAGCCGCUGUUCUUGCCUUUGCCUCUGCAGUGAAGAUACCGUUCGAAGAUCUAUCGUCUGCUACGGUGCUAUCAGAGAGCAGUGGAGGCGAAGGGGUACGUGCGCAAGACCGGCAGAUUGCUCACAGGUACUGGGCUCGAAAGGUUGCUCGCAGUAUACUGUUGACCGUUGCAGAAGGCCUCAACUAUGUCACCGUCGAUCGAUGCUUCGGUGGACUUGGUAGAGUGGUCAGAGAGCUCGCGGCAGAAGAAGCUCUUGUGGAUGUUCUUGGUGACGAUGGUGAGGAGGAGGAAGGCACGAGCGCUAUGGAGGUGGUCGACCGAAAUGGUGAUGUCGUUGAUGGUGCUAAUGCAGAGGAUAUCUCCGCUGCUGCUCAUGCGACGAGACAUGCAGAAUCGAAUGGAUCGCCUGAAGAAGAGAUGACCGACACGCCUGAUGAAGCUGAGGCGCUCCUUGAAAACGAACGACGUCAUGUCCGACGGCCAACGUUUGUGCUGGAGGAAGACGAAGAGGACGAGCACGAGAACGAAGAAGACGACGACCACGAUGACGACGUUGACAAUGGCGACGACUCUGAUGAGGACAGCGAAACCUCAAACUCCAGCACCGAGGCGGAUGAAGAAGAUGGGGUGCCGAACGUCGGUAUGCCGCGAUACAUCUAUCGUUCGGCAGUUGAGCGGCGAAGGUUGCGUCCCAAGGUUCAGCCAGACGUACCUUGCUCAAGGCCGACUCGGACAUAUCGAGGUCACUGCAAUGUGCGCACUGUGAAGGAUGUCAAUUACUUUGGACCUGAUGAUGAGUAUGUCGUCUCAGGGUCAGACGACGGCAAUUUCUUCAUCUGGGAUCGCAAGACGUCGAAGCUUGUAAAUGUGAGUAUUCCAGCUUGGACGAGACUUUGGAAAAUGCUGAUGUGUAUCACUUCCUAGAUCCUCGAAGGCGACGGAGAAGUUGUCAACGUUAUUCAAGGCCACCCUUACGAGAACAUGCUCGCAGUAAGUGGUAUCGAUCAUACGAUCAAAGUAUUCUCUCCAGAUGCUCGAGCGCGCGAGGUCGCCCGUCUUGGUCAGGGUGUUUCCGCGCAUGACGCAUCUUCCUUCAGCUCCAUUGCAUGGCCGAUACGAAUAGGCCACCGCCCCCGUCCCUCUGAGCGCCGAGCAGAAAGCGAAACGACAUCCGAGCCCGCUGCGCCUCUUUCCUCGGAGGAGGAAUUGGAAGCUGCUCACGAGAAUGACGACUACGUGGCCCCAAAUGGACUGAGCAGCCGCAAGAGAAUGCACGAUUCGUACCGCAUCACGCAGAAUAAUGAUGUGGAGCGUGGGGGAGGGAGCCAAGAUGCGGUCAUUACUGUACGUCCCAGUGUUCUUGUCCGUUUGUUGAUGGCGAGAGGCAUGUGGCCUCUUCCAGGGGUGGAGCUUGAGGAGGGCGAGAGCAGUGACGAGGAUUUUGAAAUAUGA